CCGGUCAUUAUCCUCCGUCCUCCGCCCCCAUUUCCUCCCCAUUUCCGUACCUCCAUUUUUAUACCUCAAUUCAACUCCAGAAAAUACCCACUACCGGAAAAACUGAAAGCAUGGGGUUUUUGAAAGAUGAAAGAAGUAAGAGAGCUUUGAGAGGAUUCAAAACGGUCUUCUUUUUGGUUACUAUGAUUAUAUCGUUUCUCUUCUUCUCUGCUCCGAUACUAUUCGCCGUCGCCGAUGCUUUACUUCCGACAGCUUUGUUAUCGGCUUCUCUAUCAGCGCCGUCGGAUUCUCCGUUUCCUGAUCCCUCGCCGGCUUUCUCCAUCUUCCAAACCCUAUCUUCUCAUUUGAGCAACUAUGAUUUCCGAUACUCGCUCAUCGAUAUCCCUAUAAUCUCCAUAAUCAGAUCCGCCAUCAUUCUCUGUGUCUAUGGACUAUGCGACGGUCCGGGGCUAUCGAGAGGUCCGUACUUGGGAAUCACGACGGUUUGCUCGGUGUUGUCUUUGUUGUUUGUAUCGGUAAAGGCGGCGUACGUGUUCGGCAACAGUACUAGUGGUUUCACCGCGACGGAGGUGGCGUUGUUUGUGUGUUCGCUGUCGUUGGCCGUCGGUCACAUCGUGGUGGCGUACCGGACUAGUUGCAGAGAACGACGAAAGCUUCUCGUCUACAAAAUCGACAUCGAAGCUGUGUCCACAUUCAAGAAUGGGUUUCCAAGGUACUCAAAGAUUCUUCAAGAUGAAAGGGUCAAAGUGAAACUCCAAAACUAAAUGGGGAAAGCAUAACUGUUCCCAUCUCAUCCCAAAUCUUUUCAAUGGCCAACCCACUGCCCCAUAUCCAAGUUUCAGGUUUUCCGAAGGAGAACCGUUACUUGAUGGCCAAACAUGAAGAGACAAACCAAGAGAGAUCGUUUAUAUACACGCUUACGUUUGGGUACAUAUGUAAACUACUAUGAGUUGUAUUGUGUUUCGCUUAUAGAAGUGGUGGUACAAGUAUCGGGUUUGAUCUGUCUUCCAC
Molecule: messenger RNA, 1011 nt
Organism: Cynara cardunculus var. scolymus (artichoke)
Lineage: Eukaryota; Viridiplantae; Streptophyta; Magnoliopsida; Asterales; Asteraceae
Exons: 4
Coding region: 111-764 (217 amino acids)
Source: RefSeq, a predicted model, not a curated record